This is a messenger RNA of Amblyraja radiata (thorny skate), 11762 nucleotides long. It is a transcript of the gene svep1, whose product is annotated as sushi, von Willebrand factor type A, EGF and pentraxin domain containing 1. The transcript is spliced from 48 exons. The record is from RefSeq and is a predicted model, not a curated record. Lineage: Eukaryota; Metazoa; Chordata; Chondrichthyes; Rajiformes; Rajidae. Gene Ontology annotation, molecular function: calcium ion binding. The coding region runs from base 269 to 11092 and encodes 3607 amino acids.
UCCAGCAGCACUUAUUUUAAAAAAACCCGCCCUCUCCUUUACUGCUUCAGUGUCAGAGUCACAAGGACACUUAAUGUUUCAUCCUAUCAGGACCUGACUCCUCGUGCUGGUCUACUGAGAAAGUGUGGGUAUAAGAGACGAUAUCCAGAAGGAGGGGGAGAUUAUUUUGUCUGAAAUCUUUUUUUGCAGAAGGUUCUGUACAUAAAGCCUGAGGAGACUGAACGACAACUCUAAUCUGACACUUACCUGCUUUUAUUUCUGGUGGACAAUGCGGCAGGCUGCAACCCUCUCCUUACUGCUGUAUGCUGCCUGCUGUUUGGGCGUUUACGUCCCUUUCUCUUUCCAGAACAGGCUUUACUUGAGGAGCACCUAUGAUCUGAAGGAACGCCGCAAUGCCUUGGACACAGGAACCAACCGAGUGCUCAAGUUGGGCGCCGUCUUCAAACGAAACGUGCGCAAGCUGAGGGAGAAGAGCGACAACCUGGACCUGGUCUUCCUCGUGGAUGAGUCUUCUAGUGUGGGCAACGCCAACUUCAUCAAUGAGCUGAAGUUCGUCAAGAAGCUGCUGUCGGACUUCCCAGUGGUGCCGUCUGCCACCCGGGUGGCGAUAGUGACCUUCUCCUCCAAGAACAAUGUGGUGCCCAGGGUCGACUACAUCUCUGCCCCGCAGUACCACCAGCACAAGUGUUCACUGCUCAAUGAGGAAAUCCCCGCCAUCAACUACCGGGGAGGAGGGACCUUCACAAAGGGAGCAUUCCAGCAAGCAGCACAAAUCCUGCGACAUUCCCGCUGGAACUCCACCAAAGUGGUCUUCCUGAUCACGGAUGGGUACUCCAAUGGAGGAGACCCGAGGCCCAUCGCAGCAGCCUUGCGGGACAUGGGAGUGGAGAUCUUCACGUUGGGCAUCUGGCAGGGCAACAUUCGGGAGCUGCAGGACAUGGCGUCGCACCCCAAGGAGGAGCACUGCUACAUUCUGCACAGCUUCGCCGAGUUUGAAAGUCUGGCUCGAAGGGCUCUCCAUGAAGAUCUCCCCUCUGGGAACUACAUCCAGGAAUCCCCAUCUCGCUGUUCAUUCCUCUGUGAGUUGGGCCAGGACUGCUGUGAUGUGAUGGCAAGCUGUAAGUGCGGCACCAACACGGGCCAGUAUGAAUGCAUCUGUGAGAAAGGCUAUUACGGGAAAGGCCUCCAGCAUGAGUGCACAGCUUGCCCUCCUGGGACCUACAAGUCGGAAGGGAAGCCGGGGGGCAUUAGCACCUGCCUUAAAUGUCCCGGCGAGCACGAUACCUCCCUACCAGGAAGCACCUCCAUCGCGGACUGCGUCUGCAAGCAAGGGUACAGACUUGUCGGGCAGGUGUGUCAAGUGGUCGAGUGCCCCAUGUUACAGCCACCUCCAAAUGGUUACUUCAUACAGAACAUGUGUAAUAACCUAUACAAUUCUGCAUGUGGAAUACGGUGCCGGCUGGGCUUUGAUCUCGAGGGAAGCAGCAUCCGCCUGUGUCAAACUAAUGGCCUCUGGUCAGGUUCAGACCCCGAAUGCAGAGUUCGCACCUGCCCAAGACUACGUAAUCCUGAGCAUGGAUUUAUAAACUGCUCAACCCGUGAGACAUCGUACAAGACCAUCUGCCGUGUGACCUGUAAGAAGGGCUAUGUGUUGGAAGGGAGGUCAAAGCUGACUUGUUUGGCCAACAUGCUGUGGGAUGCGAGGGAACCAAAAUGCUCUGAAAUCCAUUGUCCAGCCAUACAAAAGACAGACGGUGCGAUGGUAAUCCCCCACCUCUGCAGGAAAGCUGCAGUCAAACCCGGGAGCGUGUGCCGUCUCACCUGUCGCCGUGGUUACAGUCUGUCAGGUGUCACGGAAAAAGUCCAAUGCACGAGUAAUGGCAAAUGGAGUCAGAAACUUCACAAAGCCAUUUGUCAAGAUAUCGAGCCACCCAAAAUCAGUUGCCCCAAGGAAGUCAAGGUGCAAACCUUAGAACAUCAGAAAACGGCAAAUGCCAUCUGGUUGAUACCAGAAGCAAAUGAUAAUUCCGAGGAUCAGGUAUUUUUACAAGUCACUCCUGCCGUGAUUCCACCCCACCUCUUCCCAAUUGGAGAAAUCACCAUCACCUACACGGCAACAGACAAAACUGGGAACAAAGCAAAUUGCUCCUUUAAUAUAAACGUUAUUGAUGCCGAACCCCCUGUUAUUGACAGGUGUCGUUCACCGCCGCCCAUCCUGACGCACGAGGAGACAUAUCCAGCCACCUGGGACGAACCGCAGUUUUCCGAUAAUUCAGGUGCUCCAUUAAAGAUUAAGAAGACCCAUUCGCUCGGAGAUCUCCUCCCUCGGGGAGAGACAAUUGUGCGCUACACUGCAACUGACCCUUCCGGCAAUGAGAGGACUUGUGAUAUCCACAUCAUCAUCAGAGAUACUGUAUGUGGAGUACCUUUCACUCCUUUGAAUGGAGGCUUCUCCUGUGCUGCAGAUGACUUGCGCGUGAAUUGCACAUUGUACUGCUUUGAUGGAUAUGGACUGGCUGACGAACCAAAUGAAAGUUACUAUUGUGCUCAUGAUGGCUUGUGGAUUCCAUCGUUUUCUUCUGCAAGGCCUGAUUGCUCCUCAAAACGCUUUGGGAACAUUGGCCACAAGAAAUUUGAGGUGCAAUACAAUGUCAACCGAUGUGAAGACUUUGGGCUGCUGAACAACUUUGCAAAGGUUUUCAACAACACUUUAGCUGAAAUGGUUCCAUCCCUGUGUGGCGACAAUAAUGACAUUCAAUGUGAAAUAGAGGACUUACCCAAAGUGCAGUGCCUGGAGUACAAUUACAAUUAUGAAAAUGGUUUCGCCAUCAUAGGGCCAGGAUUAUGGGGAGACAAUUACGAGCCAUUGAAUGAAAUGGAUUACACUUACGAUGAACCAGACAAUUCCCAUCGAUUACAAAAGCGAGCAACCAAGCAGGAACAUUUAACUGCACCUCCCAGGAUGUCACCCCUGAAGACAAAGAGACAAUCUAACAGGAAAAUUAGCUUCAAUGCUCAAGAAAUCGACCAGAAGAUCAAUCUGGUAUUUAACAUCAGUGCCAGCGUGGCACUGCCAGCAGAUCAAAAUGACACGGUGGAAUCUGAUAAUCAAAGGCGACUUCUUAGCACCUUGGAACGAGUGGCCAGCCGAUUGAAAAGAGCAUUGGACCGAGAACCUCUUUAUCAGGUUUCCUUUGGGUCUGAACUGGCUCGAUCAAACAGCAGGUCACUGGAGAGCGACAAAGCAUCCUUAUUCUGCAGACCGGGCUCUGUGUUAAAGGAACGAAUGUGUGUGAAUUGCCCGGUGGGGACCUUUUACUCUCUGGAGCACAUGGCUUGUGAGAGCUGCUGGAUCGGGUCUUAUCAGAAUCUGGAGGGACAACUGGAAUGUAAGAUGUGCCCCACUGGAACAUCGACUGAGUACAUGCACAGCAGGAGAACGGAUGAAUGCAAGGGUCAGUGUAAGCCUGGAACCUACUCUCCAAAUGGCCUGGAAACUUGUGAAUCAUGCCCAUUGGGAACCUUUCAGCCUGACUAUAGUGCAAAGAGUUGUCUUCAGUGUCCUGAAAAAUUGACCACAGUGAAAACAGGAGCCACUGAGGUUUCUGAAUGUGGAGUGCCGUGUGCUGCAGGUCACGUUUCCCGCUCUGGGAUAAUGCCAUGCUACCCUUGUCCCAGAGAUUACUAUCAACCCAACGCAGGGAAGUCGUUCUGUCUAGCCUGUCCAUUCUACGGAACAACCACGGUCACUGGUACCACCUCCCACACCGACUGCUCUGGUUUCAAUUCUGGACAUAUACCAGAAACUGCCAGCCUACUAAUACCAACACCUUUGGAGAGCAGACCAAAAUCGAGAGUAAGCCAGGAGUUCAAUGAUUGUUUCCUGCACCCAUGUCAACAUAAUGGAAGCUGUGAAAGUAUUGGAUCUGGAUAUGUUUGUGUGUGUCAGCCUGGAUUUGCAGGUACCAACUGUGAAACAAAUAUCAACGAGUGUGCUUCAGACCCCUGCCACAAUAAUGCAGCAUGCCAGGAUGGAAUUGGAAGGUUUGUGUGCUUGUGUCAGCCUGGUUUUAUGGGUCAAUUCUGUGAAGAAGCGCUGAAUGAAUGCAUCUCCCAACCAUGCCUCAAUGAAGGAAAAUGCAUUGAUGGGAUUAAUGCUUAUUAUUGCAAAUGCACUCAUGAGUUCAAAGGAGCCCAAUGUGAACUGGAUAUCAAUGAAUGCCUGAUGACACCAUGCCUCAACAAUGGCACAUGCCACAACGUGAUUGGUGGAUUUCAGUGUGCAUGCCGGCCAGGUUUCCGGGGUGACACAUGUGAGGUUAACAUCAAUGACUGCGCCAGCCUGCCUUGUCUGAAUGGAGGGUCCUGCAUUGAUGGUAUCAAUAACUUCAGAUGUCAGUGUCCUGCAGGCUACAGUGGUGUGGUCUGUGAAAUCGACGUGAAUGAAUGCGAGUCCAAUCCAUGCUUGAACCAGGGGGUGUGUACCGACACACUGGCCUCAUUCAUCUGCAAGUGUCCACCCGGCUACAGUGGGACACGAUGUGAAAUGGAGUUGUCCUCCAACUUUAACCUGGAUUUUGAUGUUUCGGGGAUCUAUGGCUAUGUUCUAUUGGAUAAUGUCUUGCCAACACUCAGUGCACUGACCUGUGCUUUCUGGAUGAAAUCUUCUGACACCACAAACUAUGGGACUCCGAUUUCUUAUGCCUUGGAUAAUGGCUGCGACAAUGCAUUCUUGCUAACGGAUUACAAUGGUUGGGUGUUUUACGUCAACGGUAAGGAAAAAGUAACUGAUUGCCCAUCAGUCAAUGAUGGCAAUUGGCACCACAUCGCAGCAACGUGGAAUAGCACAGAUGGGGCAUGGAGAGUUUACAUAGAUGGGAAAGUCUCUGAUGGAGGCAAGGACCUUUCCACUGGGAAAAGCAUUCCAGGUGGUGGAGCGCUGGUGCUCGGACAGGAGCAGGAUCUAAAAGGGGAAGGCUUCAACCCUGCAGAGUCUUUUGUGGGCUCAUUGAGCCAGUUAAAUAUUUGGGAUUAUGUUCUGACUCCAGAUCAGAUAAAGUCGAUGGCCACUGCCUGCCCUGAAGACCUCACAAAGGGCAACGUAUUAGCUUGGCCUGAUUUUGUGGCAGGAAUUGUCGGCAGAGUGAAGAAGGAUUCCACAAGUGUUUUCUGUGCUGAUUGUCCUGUGCUUGAAGGAUCUCAACCGAGUCUUCAGGUGUCCAGUACUGAUUUGAAACCAGGUUCAAGGGUUGAAUUAUCUUGUGAACGCGGUUACCAUCUUAUAGGUGACAGUCUCCUGCAUUGUCGGAACUUGGGAGCAUGGAGCUAUCCAAUACCGUCCUGUGAAAGGAUUAACUGUGGCUUGCCUCCAGCCCUUGACAAUGGGAGCUUUACUGCUGAGGACUAUCUUUUUGGCAGUGCUGUGUCCUACCUGUGCAACAAUGGUUACUACCUGCUAGGAGAUUACAAGCUAUUCUGUACUGAUGAUGGAAACUGGUCCGGUGUCGUGCCUGUUUGCCUAGACUUUGAUGAAUGUGCCCUUGGAUCAGACUGCGAUAAAAGAUCUGACUGCAUUAAUACCAUUGGAUCCUACACCUGCACCUGCAGGCCACCAUACACCGGCCAUGGGAAAAAUUGCACUGAUCCAGUCCAGUGCAGAGACCCUGGGAGACCUGCUCACGGACUAGCCGAGGGUGCCGUGCACUUUGUAGGUAGUCAGGUGACUUUCUCUUGUGACGAUGGCUACGAGUUGAAUGGAACUGCAAAUGUCACAUGUCUGGAGGAUGGCCGGUGGAGUGACACAGUGCCACGCUGCCAAGCUCAAUCCUGUGGCAUGCCUGGUGUCCCAGCUAAUGGUACGACUGAAGGCACUGAUUUUACCUAUGGUAUGAAGGUGGUGUACAGUUGCAAUAAGGGAUAUGUGUUGUCUGGAACAGCAGAAAUCUCUUGUUUAGCCAAUGGUAGUUGGAGUCAUGAAACACCUACUUGUGAACAUCUGAUGUGCCCUACUCCACAGGAUGCAGACAAUGGAAGAUACAUCAUGAAUGGCUUUUCCUAUCUCUCCACCGUUACAUAUGUCUGCAACAGCGGAUAUCAGUUGCAUGGACCAGAUGUUUUAGUCUGCAAUGGCACUGGUCAAUGGAAUGGCACCUUCCCUGUGUGUGAGAUCAUAUCAUGUGGGCCUCCACCAUCGCUUCCUAGUGCUAAUGUUGUUGGAAGCAAUUUUACCUUUGGAAGCACCAUUGUCUACAGUUGCAAGAAAGGCUAUACGUUGCUCGGUGUGGAGACCAAGCAGUGCCUGGCUAGUGGAGAGUGGAGCCACAGCACUGUGCAAUGUGUCCCCAUGUCAUGUGGCCCAGCCCCAAACAUUGACCACGCUUUUCCAGAAACGGGUCACCAGUUAUACGGAGACACGGCGAUCUACUACUGCACGGACGGGUACAGCAUCUCGGGCAACUCUUGGCUGCUCUGUGACUCCACAGGAACGUGGACCCCUCCAGAAGGCCAGGCCACGCCGCGCUGUGUGGCCAACUUCUGCAAGAAACCAACAUUUGCACCCCAUGUGAUUUUGGAGACGGUCGACAAAGAGAAAUACCAGGCGGGCUCGCAGGUGGUGUACAAGUGUGAGGAGGGCUUCAUGCUGAACACCUCCAUCGCCAUCGAAUGCACCCGCGGUGGCCUGUGGCUCCCCUCUACCUUCAGUGUGCAGUGCAUCCCCGUGCGCUGCGGGAAACCGCCGAACAUUGAGCGAGGCCAAGUGAGCGGCACCAACUACAGCUUCGGUGCCAUCGUGGCCUACAGCUGCAGCAGGGGCUUUUAUGUCAAGGGCGACAAGAAGCGAGCAUGCCAGGCCGACGGAGAGUGGAAUGGCCGCCUGCCCAGCUGCCAGCCUGUGUCGUGUGGAGAACCGCCUCACUUAGUCAACGGACUUGUCCAAGUUAAGAAUGGCACGCUGUUUCAGAGCAAAGUCAGGUAUCAUUGUCACCAUGGCUAUCGAUUGGUGGGGAGUCCCAUUCGUACCUGCCAAGGCAAUCGAAACUGGCACAGCGAAUCGUACCCUUCCUGCAUCGCCGUGGUCUGCGGGCCGCCUCCAGCUGUGAAACACGGACGCUUCGUGGGCUCCGGGUUCAUCCUCGACGCGCGGGUCGAGCUCCAAUGCGAGGAAGGGUAUGUGGUGUCUGGAAAAGCAACGAUGGCCUGUCGGGAGGACGGCCUGUGGGAUGCAAGCCAACGUCCUCAUUGCAUUCCGCUGCAGUGCCCCGAGCCAUCGUUGUUGGGACGGGACAGCAAUCUGCUCAUCCACCAGACAGACACGGGUGGAGUCGUCCUGCUGGAGUGUGCUGAGGGCCACGUCCUGGAGGGAGCGUCCAGCCUCAAGUGUCUGGAGUCACAGCAGUGGAACGACUCCUUCCCUGUUUGCCAGCCCAUUAUCUGCGGCAAGCCUCCGGAACUUCAGUAUGGUGACGCCUUGUUUUCUGACCUUCACUUCGGCAGCACUGUCAACUACACCUGCACCGGUGGGUUUGUAUUGCAGGGGCGGCCGUUACUGACCUGCCGAGCCGACAAAACUUGGGGGGACGCCGUGCCGGAGUGCGUGCCGAUCGAGUGCUCUCAGCCGGAUUUGAUCGGGAACGGAAUCGUGGACAUCCAGGGGCUGACAUAUCUCAGCCACGCCGUGUACACUUGCAAGCCCGGCUUCCGUCUCAGGGGCAACGCUGCCGUCACCUGCGGUGAGAACGGCGAAUGGCUGGGAGGACGGCCUGUCUGCCGGCCAGUAGAAUGCCCACCUCCCCGGGCAAUAAAGAAUGGAAGAGCCAACUUUGAGAAGUUGUACUACCGGGAAGCCCUGACAUACGGGUGCAAUACAGGCUUCAAGCUGGAAGGCCAGGAAAGGCUGACUUGUUUGGAGACAGGCGAGUGGGACGCAGAGGCACCCAUCUGCAAGCUUUUCAGAUGUGAACCACCUCAGCUUAUAGACAAUGGCUUUGUCGAGGGCUCUGACUACAGCUACGGCGCUCUCGUUUUCUACAGCUGCUUCCCUGGCUUCCAUUUGGUUGGCAAUCCCACGCACAUCUGUGAGGAAUCCGCCUGGUCCACUAUGGCCCCACAUUGUGCACCUGUAGAUUGUGGGCUGCCUCCCCACAUAGAUUUCGGAGGGUACUUGGUCACCCGGAAUCAGGAUGGAGAUGUUCAUGGCGGAUCUGUAAACCACGCGGGUCCAAGUGACAAAGGGCAUGGCUCUGACAUCGCAACUAAUCUCCUCCCGUCAGACCUCGAUCCAAAGAAAAGUGUUCCCGCUUCUAGCUCUGAGCGUGUCCCACAUCCCAGGUCCAGCGACAACAAGCAAAUGUGGAAUAAUCCAAACGUAGACAUUCUGCAGAGCUCCGAGUUCAUGAGUGGAACAGUGAUUCAGUAUCACUGUUAUAACAGCUACGAGCUGGUAGGAUCGCAAAUCUUGGAAUGCCAAGAAGAUGGCACUUGGAAUGGGAGUGCACCCGCCUGUCUCCUGAUUGAGUGUCAGCUCCCUGUGAAACCGGAAAACGGUUAUGUUAAGUUUUCCAGCAACUUGCUUGGCAGCAGGAUAGAGUAUGGGUGUGAGCUUGGCCAUGAGCUCGUUGGCUCGGCCACCAGGUACUGCAGCUUCAACAGCGAGUGGGGGGGCGAUCCUCCCACCUGUCAACCGGUCUCAUGUGGCCUUCCCAGCCAAAUCCAAAAUGGCGUCACAAUGGGUGACAACUACAUUUACUCCAGCAUGAUAACUUAUGCCUGCAAAUCUGGGUUUUUACUGGUGGGGCAAAUGGAAAGGACUUGUCAGGGCAAUGGGAAAUGGAGCGGAGAAGUACCGCAGUGUGUCCCCAUCUCCUGUGGGCCACCCCCCGUUCCCGACAAUGGCAAUGUGACCGGACUGGAUUACACUUUCCAGACGCUGGCAACUUAUAGUUGCAACAAUGGGUACAUGAUUAAAGGAGGUUUGACUCGUACCUGCCUUGCCGAUGGCAACUGGAGCGGGGAGAUGCCAGAAUGCAUAGAGACAACAUGCCCACCGCUCACUGCGUUGCUGAAUGGCCAAAUCACAGGAUCUGAAUUUACGAAUGGGAAGAAGAUACAAUUCCAUUGUAUGGAUGGUUACUUAUUACAUGGUGCACCAAGCCUUGUGUGUCAGGGUGAUGGAAGCUGGAGUGAUGAGGCACCUCAAUGCACCCCAAUCAACUGUGGUCCUCCAGAAGAUAUCUCCCAUGCAUUGAUUCGUGGGUCUAGCUUCAGCUUUGGGGACUCCGUGAAGUACGUAUGUUUUCUUGGAUAUGGACUGAUAGGCACUUCAGUCAGACAUUGUCUACAGAAUGGGUUAUGGAGUGGCAGUGUUCCAAAAUGUGAACUGUGCAAAUGUACACAACCGGACAUCCACAACGGGUUUACUACAAAUCAAGACAUCAUUUGUGGAAACUUGGUAUCCUUCCAGUGCAUGGAGGGCUUUAAGUUACUGGGCCCUUCUCAAGUUCUUUGUGGAGCUGAAGGGAAGUGGAAUUCAAGCCUUCCCUACUGUGGCCGAAUUUCCUGUGGUGCUCCUCCGUUGAUACGCAAUGCAUUUUUUAACGGGAGCAGCUCCUUGCCGGAGAAUGCAGUAGCCUACAACUGCUUUCCUGGCUACAUCAUGAAGGGGAAGGCUGAAGUCUUCUGCACAGAGAGAGGCAAAUGGAGUCAGCCCUUUCCAACCUGUAUGCCCGUGAGCUGUGGGCCACCACCACCCUUACAGAAUGCUGUUGUUAUCGGUGAACAACACACCUUCAGGAGCAGAAUACAUUACAGAUGCUCAGAGGGCUACGUCAUGGAAUCAGAGGGAGAUACACAGACAUGUUUGGAAGACGGCUCCUGGUCCACUCAUAGUAUUGCAUGCAAACGCCAGAGCUGUCCCCUGCCAUUCACCAGUCAGGCAAAUGUUGUCUUCUCAGGAACAGUGUUUACAGUGAAUGAAGGUAUUGUCAUCUCCUGUGAAGAAGGAUACAGACUGUCAGGAGCCAACUUAUCUACCUGCCAGCUGAAUGGGUCGUGGAAUCCACCAAUUUCUGAUACUCUGUGUUCCGCUGUAUCCUGUGAAGAACCACUUCCCCCAGUGCAUGGCUCAGUUAAAGGAACAAGCUAUCAAUAUAAAGCCAGCGCGAUAUAUCAGUGUGACAUCGGCUAUGAGUUACAGGGCAGCUUGGAGAGAUUCUGCCAGACGGACGGGACAUGGAAUGGUACCCAGGUUUCCUGCAGGAGAGUCGUAUGUGAGCCAAGUCCAUUGGUAGAAAAUGCAUUGACUACUGGAAUGGAAGACACAUACAUGAGCAACAUCAGCUUUGUUUGUAACUUUGGUUACCAUCUCAUUGGACCGCAGAAUAUCACCUGCCUUGCUAACAGGACGUGGAGCCAACCUUUUCCCUACUGCGAGGCAAAGCAGUGCACGGCUCCUCCCAACAUUCCUGAAGGUGUCAUCCUUCCAGAGGGCGUUUUCUAUGUCAACCACAAAGUGACCAUUGAGUGCCAGAAAGGUUAUCAACUACAUGGGAACUCGGUCAUGAUGUGUAGUCCUGACCUGACAUGGAGUCCAAUCACUGCCACCUGUGAGAAGAUAUCCUGUGGAGACCGAGUACAAAUCCCAAAUGGGUUUGUACGAGGUGUGCAACACCACGUGGGAGAUGUAGCAACGUACUCCUGUUACAGUGGAUACAUGCUCGAUGGGCCCAGAACAUGUAGCUGCCUGCAGAACGGAUCUUGGAGCACUCCACCCAUUUGCCAAGCGGUUUGCAGGUUUCCUUGCCAGAAUGGAGGAAUUUGCAGAAGACCAAACGCCUGCAGCUGCUCAGAAGGAUGGAUGGGGCGACUCUGUGAAACACCAAUCUGCAUUCUGCCUUGUUUGAAUGGAGGCCUGUGUUCAGGACCAUACCAAUGUGAUUGCCCACAGGGGUGGACUGGCUCACGAUGUCAUCACGCGGUGUGUCAAACCCCCUGUUUAAACGGUGGCAGAUGCAUUCGACCAAACCGGUGUCAGUGUUUGCCGAUUUGGAGUGGCAGUGACUGUUCCAGGGGGAGAAAGUCUACCUACUUCUCCUAAAGGCAUAUCCUGCUAAGAAUCUACAUUAACCAAACUACUAUGAAACCAAACACCAGCGUACCAUUAACUAAACUGUCCAUUUAAUUGUUUGAAAUCCUGAUAUAUGUUGAUAUUUUGCUGUGAAACAAAGCUGUAUUUUUUCAUAGGGUAAUAUACUGUAAAUGUUUUAACUAAAUUGUAUAAUGCGGUAAGGCCUCAUUGACAAGUCAUGAUUUUGAGCUUUUUUUAUACCCGUGACUGCUUUAGCUGUCAGGCUGAGCUUCACGUAAAGAGGAUUUAUUUUAAGGAAGUGGCAGUUGUAAAAUUUUAAUUCUUGGUGUUUUCAAUGUUUUUAAAAUCAGAACAUUUCUGGCUUACCUGGCCUUUGCAAGUGCAGGUGCACCUAUACUCAACUUCGUUAUAUAUUCAGAUCAAAACAUGAGCUAAUUUAGUCUACAAGUGGGUCUAGAUCUCACUAAACAAAUGACUGAAACUGCCCCAGUCUGUAUCUGUUUGAUAUGAAGUCAGUGAGCUCCAGACCCUGUAAUAGUAAGACCACAAGUAGCCAUUUUUAUUUUUUCUUAAUAUGUAUAUAUGGAUUCAGUAAGUGAACAAAAUCCUGUAUGAACACCGUCUUUCAUGCAUCAUCAUUUAAUUCUACAAAUAAAAACAAUAAAGACAUAAUGUUGUG